AGAAAAGAAACGUUUUGGCCUCCUCUCCUCAGAGCCCCCUUUGCGAGGGAGAUAAAAUAAGGAAUUAGAGACUGGAAGCUAGUGGUGUGGGUAUCUAGUCGUUAGGCAGGUACACAAAUUCUUUUCUCUGCAAACUCUUCCCUAAAAUCUCCCUCACCCUCACCCUCACCCUCACCCUCACCCUCAUCCACUCCCUACAAUCAACCCGAACAAACCUUCAUGGCUGUCCGUAUUCCUCUCUUCCAAGUCCCUCCCUCGCUCGCAACAACAUCCCUACGCUUCUCUACCAAACUUCAGACUAGUGGACUCAAAUCUUCAAAAUCUAAUGGAUUUUGCGUUUUAACGUGUUCUGCUUCGAAUGGGAGAGAGCCUGACUCAGUCGACGAUGGCGUCAAGAGUGUAACUCAGCGGCCCGAGGAGAAACGACGUUCUGAAUUGUCGGCUCGGAUUGCUUCCGGAGAGUUCACUGUACGGCAGUCAGGUGUUCCAUCUCAAUUGAGAAAAAGCUUGUCGAAAUUGGGAAUUUCACAUGAGCUUUUGGACUUUUUCUUCAAAUGGAUUGAAGGUACUGAAAACUAUCCAAAAAUUCCAGAAGCGAAGGGUCAAAUUCGUGCUAUCCGUAGUGAGGCCUUCUUCAUCCCCUUGUAUGAGCUUUACCUCAUAUACGGUGGAAUAUUCAGGUUGACUUUUGGACCAAAGUCCUUUUUGAUCGUUUCUGAUCCUGCCAUUGCUAAGCGUAUAUUGAGGGAAAAUUCAAAAGCUUAUUCAAAAGGUAUAUUGGCAGAGAUUCUAGAUUUUGUCAUGGGGAAGGGACUUAUUCCGGCAGAUGGGGAAAUAUGGCGUGUCCGGCGCCGUGCUAUAGUCCCAGCAUUGCAUCAAAAGUAUGUAGCAGCUAUGAUCAACUUAUUUGGGAAAGCAACGGACAGGCUUUGCGAAAAGUUGGAUGCUGCUGCAUCUGAUGGUGAAGAUGUGGAAAUGGAAUCACUUUUCUCCCACUUGACAUUGGAUAUCAUUGGCAAGGCAGUAUUUAAUUACGAUUUUGAUUCACUGACGAAUGAUACGGGAAUAGUUGAGGCUGUUUACACCGUUUUAAGAGAGGCAGAAGAUCGAAGUGUUGCACCAAUUCCUUUCUGGGAGAUCCCAAUUUGGAAAGACAUAUCACCAAAGCUGAAAAAGGUUAAUGCAGCACUCAAGUUAAUCAAUGAUGUACUUGAUGAUCUAAUUGCAGUUUGUAAGAAAAUGGUAGAUGAGGAAGAGCUCCAGUUUCAUGAUGAAUACGUGAAUGAACAAGAUCCUAGCAUUCUCCACUUCCUUUUGGCAUCAGGAGAUGAUGUUUCCAGUAAGCAACUCCGCGAUGAUCUGAUGACCAUGCUUAUAGCUGGGCACGAGACAUCCGCAGCAGUUUUGACAUGGACGUUUUAUCUUCUCUCCAAGGAACCUGGUGUCAUGGCCAAACUCCAAGAUGAGGUUGAUUCUGUUCUAGGAGAUCGACUUCCAGUCAUAGAAGAUAUGAAGAAACUCAAGUACACAACUCGUGUAAUUAAUGAGUCUAUGAGGCUCUACCCACAACCACCUGUUUUGAUUCGUCGCUCUCUUGAGGAUGAUGUUCUUGGAGAGUACUCUAUAAAAAGGGGUGAAGAUAUUUUUAUUUCUGUUUGGAACCUGCAUCGUAGUCCACAUCUUUGGGAUGAUGCUGAUAGAUUUAAUCCAGAACGAUGGCCUCUUGAUGGACCAAACCCAAACGAGACGAACCAAAAUUUCUGUUACUUACCCUUUGGUGGGGGACCACGGAAAUGUAUAGGGGACAUGUUUGCUUCAUUUGAGAAUGUAGUGGCUGUAGCAAUGCUUGUGCGGAGAUUCAACUUUCAAAUGGCACUUGGAGCACCUCCAGUUAAGAUGACUACCGGAGCCACAAUCCACACUACGGAAGGUUUGAAGAUGACAGUGACUCGUAGAAUGAGACCUCCAAUAGUACCAACAUUGGACAAUACAACGUUGGGAGCAGAGGAGCCUAUUAGAAUUCCUGAAGGGGAACCUCCAGUUGGUGAGAGAGGUGCUGCUCCAGCUAUUCAUUCCUGAUCACUGUGGCAUUAUUAAUUUGCAUCUGAUCUGCGUGUCUGCAACUACCAUGGUGAAGAAAAACAAGAAAAGAGAAGGUUUGUUUAUUGAUUUAAUUGCUUGCUUUACGUAAGCCGUCAUUUAUAUGCAUAUUUGUUAUGAAACAUGCAGUUGCAGGGCGUGGGCUGUCCAAAUGAGAAUUCAUUCUUCACAGAAGUAGCUCUAAUGCGAAUGCUUCUUUAACAAUGGCGAGUUCAUUUCUCCCAUUUGAAUUCUUAAUUUAUUCUGGCGUUUUCCUUCCA
Tripterygium wilfordii is the source of this 2360-nucleotide messenger RNA. RefSeq names its product protein LUTEIN DEFICIENT 5, chloroplastic. The record is from RefSeq and is a predicted model, not a curated record. Gene Ontology annotation, cellular component: chloroplast. Gene Ontology annotation, biological process: xanthophyll biosynthetic process. NCBI's taxonomy places the organism in Eukaryota, Viridiplantae, Streptophyta, Magnoliopsida, Celastrales, Celastraceae. Bases 220 to 2079 code for a protein of 619 amino acids. Gene Ontology annotation, molecular function: iron ion binding; heme binding; oxidoreductase activity, acting on paired donors, with incorporation or reduction of molecular oxygen. The transcript has 16 exons.